CUUCAUCUGUGUUUCACUUUUAGCGUGAUUUUGUGUGUUAGUGCUGCAUACGACCAUUGCCAUGAUGAUAAUCUCAACCAUGUUCUUAGAGAUAAAUUGAAAGAGCUACUUAGGAAAAGAAAAGCUAAGUACAAUUGCAAACUAGAGGAGAAAGCUGCCUAUGACAUUUCUCUUUACAAUCUGAAUGACCCCGAAAAUCCAGAAGACGUGAAGAAAAUACUAAAGUUCAUGAAUGAAAGGACAGUUGCCUAUAAAGCGAAAUACUUCAAGUCCCGGGAAAAACUGUAUAAGCAGAUGAAGAUUCUUGGAAAAGGAAGAAACGUUGGCUGUGUUCAUCUUCUCAACCAAAGCAAAAUCACACAUGAUAGGCAGAAUCAUACAAUUCUGACAGUGGCAGCCUAUAUAGCAAAAUACCACAGAUACAUAUGCCUCAUCGAAAAGACAUACUGGUGGUGGUUUUGA
Messenger RNA from Cylicocyclus nassatus, 462 nucleotides. The record is from the annotation of a GenBank genome assembly. NCBI's taxonomy places the organism in Eukaryota, Metazoa, Nematoda, Chromadorea, Rhabditida, Strongylidae.